Molecule: messenger RNA, 582 nt
Organism: Aspergillus clavatus NRRL 1
Lineage: Eukaryota; Fungi; Ascomycota; Eurotiomycetes; Eurotiales; Aspergillaceae
Product: 40S ribosomal protein uS4
Exons: 6
Coding region: 1-582 (193 amino acids)
Biological process (GO): translation; positive regulation of translational fidelity
Cellular component (GO): cytosolic small ribosomal subunit
Molecular function (GO): rRNA binding; structural constituent of ribosome
Source: RefSeq, a predicted model, not a curated record
AUGGCCCCCGCUCCUCGCGUUUACUCCAAGACCUACAAGGUCCCCCGUCGUCCUUUCGAGUCGGCCCGUCUUGACUCGGAACUGAAGACUGUCGGCGAGUACGGCCUGCGCAACAAGCGUGAGGUGUGGCGUGUCCAGCUCACCCUGUCCAAGAUCCGUCGUGCUGCUCGUGAGCUUCUCACCCUCGACGAGAAGGACCCCAAGCGUCUUUUCGAAGGUAAUGCUUUGAUUCGCCGUCUGGUCCGCAUCGGUGUGCUCGAUGAGUCCCGCUUGAAGCUCGAUUACGUCCUGGCCCUUCGCAUCGAGGACUUCUUGGAGCGUCGUCUGCAGACCUGCGUCUACAAGCUCGGCCUCGCCAAGUCCAUCCACCACGCCCGUGUCCUGAUCAAGCAGCGUCACAUCCGUGUCGGCAAGCAGAUCGUCAACGUGCCUUCCUUCAUGGUCCGCCUGGACUCCCAGAAGCACAUUGACUUCGCUCUCACCUCCCCCUACGGUGGUGGCCGCCCUGGCCGUGUCCAGCGCAAGAAGGCUGCUGCUGCCGCUGGUGGCGAGGGUGACGAGGGUGAGGAGGAUGAGGAGUAA